Messenger RNA from Pyricularia pennisetigena, 276 nucleotides. RefSeq lists its product as uncharacterized. NCBI's taxonomy places the organism in Eukaryota, Fungi, Ascomycota, Sordariomycetes, Magnaporthales, Pyriculariaceae. The coding region runs from base 82 to 177 and encodes 31 amino acids. The record is from RefSeq and is a predicted model, not a curated record. The transcript has 2 exons.
AGGAGAAAUUUCGACGGCGUGAACAAGCGUCCAGCCAAAGGGCCGAGCUAGCUGUCGCAAGUUCUGUACCAGAGAUUGAGAAUGGGGCACUGGAGGCAGAAAGUACAAUCAAAGCUUGGUUUGCAGAGACCAUAUCACUUCUUCGCCGGAUCGCCGUCAUCCUCAAGUUUGACAUAAUCACGCUCCCUCCGUCUGAUUUCCGGGAUCUGCAGGGUCUAUUUUCUUGCUUCGUAGUGGCGUCGCCUGGCACCAUCGUCCUCCCCGGGCAGGCAUUGA